GUGGGGCCGGGGUGGGGCCGGUCCCGCCCCCGGAGCCGCUCGGCCCCGUUCGCAGCGCGGCGAUGCCCGGCCGGGAGCGCGGCGGCAGCGCCCGGCUCGGCCAGCAUGAAGAAGCACCACCCGCACUCGGUGCAGGGCACCUUCAGCCGCCUCUUCGGCAAGCGCCACUCCAGCCCCAGCGCCACGUCCCUGUUCGCCACCAACCCGCCCUGGAUCUUCACGCAGGAGGUGACCUCGGACAGCGCGGGUGGCACCGGUGAUGUGAUCGAGGUGUACUACGGGGACAAUCGCUUUGGGACAGUGACAGACUCUGGCACAGCAACGCUCAAACCCCGUCCCAGGGUCCGGCCCCUGCUGACCUUCCUGCCCCUGAACGCCCAAGAAUCCCAUGGGGUGGCUGUGCCAACGCCGUCCGUGCCAGAAGACUUUGAGGAAAAGGCAGCUCUUGGCUCUGGCUCGCAGCUCAAUGGCAAUUACCGGAUGUACAGCUCGGUGGGGGACCUGCGCCCGCAGGCCCUCGACGGGGGUGACCUGGAUGAAGAUAUCCCCCCACCGCCAUCGGUGCCCCCUCCACCCCCCCCAGCAGUGCCACCCCCUCUAGCCUCGCCAGUCCCUCCACCCCCCGAAAUGCUGCCACCGCCGCCACCCGAGCUGGUGCCACCUCCCCCUGCCAUGGCAGCCCCACCACCUCCCUCCUCUGCCCUGUCCUCCCCCAGCACUCCAGCUCCUCCCGACUUCAUCCCACCAGCCCCGCCGGGUGCCCGGGACCCCGCAGCUUUCACCCCCGGCAUCUCCAAGUGGAAGUCGGAGACGGUGCUGAACACGAGGCAGGCGGACGCCGAGGGGCCGCUCUGCCCUGCCGAGGCCGGGCUGCCCGCAGCCCCCAGCCCCAAGGAGAGCCUGCAGCCCAAGCCCGAGCCCCACCUCACCUUCCCCAGGUCGUUCAAGGUGCCGCCGCCGGCCCCGGCGCGCUCCUCGUCCAUCCCGGUGCAGGAGGCCCAGCCCGGCCGGCAGCAGCCGGUCCCCAGGCAGCCUCACGCCCGGCCCCCCCUCCCGCCCUGCUUCACCAUCAGACCCGCGGCCAAGGCACGGCUGGGAGAAGCCGAGCAGAGGAAUUCGGGGCUCAGACAGGGCGUUGGGAAAUCAGCUGUGCCCCCUCCGCUAAGCCCCAAGCCGGGCCCAGGGCUCAGCCAAGGGGUGAAUGCUGCCGGCCGCCGCUCCCCACUGCCGGGCUCCGAGGGGGAGAAGAUUCCCCAGCUGAAAACAGCCGGGACAGACUCCCCUCCAAAAUCUGAACCUCUCACUGCCAACGACCUGGAUCUCCCUCCUCCGGACUACCCGAGCUGUGAGGAUGACUGGAAGGAUGCCAACAACCUGAACAAGCUGCGGGACGAGCUCUCGGCGCUGCUGCGCUCCCCGCGCCGGGAGGAGAGGCCGCUGGACAGGCCGGGCGCUCCGCAGCCCCUGGACAGCGCUCCCAGCCGGGCUGGCAGCCGUGAGCCGGGGCCCAGCGAGCCCCAACUCGCCAGGAAGGACACAGGGUUAUCCAGGGGAGGGGAGAGUGAGAAGAAAGAGGUGCCCAGCAGCCCCCCCAGCACCAAUGGGGGCUCUCCCAGCGCUGCAGUCACCACCCUGGAGAGCAGCCCUGACACACAGCCCCGCAGUGUGAGGACGAUCAGGAAUGAGCUGGAGGCUGUGCUGUCCCUGAAGAAAGAGGGGAAACCUGCCCCGGGGAUCAGCAGCCAGAAGCAGGGUGUGGAGAAUGGCAUCAGCACCCUGCAGGUGAGGAAGAGCCCCCCUGACCUGAGGAAGAGCCCCCCUGACACAACUGGCUCAGUGGUGCCAAAACUGCUCCCAGCCCCUGCUGUGGACAAGGAUGAGACAGAUCCCAAGGACCAUCCUGCUCCUGCUGCUGGCAAGGUCACAGAGGACCUGAGCUCUGCUCCCGGAUCCCCCAACAGCAGUGUGAGUCCCCCAGACCCACCUCAGGGACCGGCAGAGGAGCCCCCUGCUCCCAGCCCCUCCUCACCCCCGGUGUCCCCUGCACAGAGUCCGGCACCACAGCCCAGCUCGGCCGUGUUCCAGUACAAAGUGCACCGGGCUGGGACCGGCCCGGCCGAGCUGCCCCUUGCACCGGGCUCAGCUGAGCCCCCCUGCCCCGGGAGCUCAGCCAGGAGCCCCCCAGCCACCUCGGGAGCGGGGCAGGAGGAGGAGGAGGUGCUGAUCCACCCGGUGACGGGGGAGCGCGUGGAGCGGGGCUCGCCCAUGGCCCUGCUGCUGGCGGCCCGGCAGCGCGCCCAGCGGGGCCGCCAGGCCGGGGACGGGGCGCUGAGGGCCAGGCCGCCCCUGAGGCUCAGCAGUGCCUCGUCCGACACCACCUCCAGCAGCUUCUUCCGCCACGAGUCCAAGCCCUACUCCUUCACUGUGGUGCCUCGGCCCUCGGCAGCCGGUGCCGUGGGCCCUGGCUGGAGCAAACCCCCCUCCUUCUCCAGCUCCUCGGAGCAGGGCCGGGACGUGCGGGCGGUGGGCGAGGCGCAGCCCCCCGGGCCCCGGAGAGCCGCUGCCUCCAGCCUGCUGCGGGGCCUGCUGGACUCGGGGCAGCCGGCCCAGCCCGGCCCAGCCCGCCAGGGAGUGCCCAGGGAGGAGGAGAACGGGGACACGGCGCUGGACUUCGGGAUUAUCCCCCCACCCCCUGAAUUCAGCAACGAGACAGACGAGGGUCCCCUCCCGAGUCGGGAGGAGAACCGCAAGUGCCCCAGUGUCCCUGACAGCAGCCGGGGCUCGGGCGAGCCGCGCUACUUCAGGUGGUCUGGCUACAGCCGCAGCUACGGGGGCAGCCAGGAGCCGGCAGCUCCGCUGGCCUUGGAGAAGAGCUGGAGGAAUGGCGACUUCACCCCCCAGUACCCGGAUUACAGCAGCAACACGAGUUUCCCCAGCCACGGCCCCAACCCGCGCCCUCUGAUCAAGAAGCGCUUGUACAUGUCCGAGCCCGACAGCUCCUACCCCCGGGCAGCCGCCGCCCCCCGGGCCUCGGGCACCCUCUCCUCCUACGGCCCCGGGGGGUUCAGCUCCACGGCCGGGGAGGGUUCUCGCCGCCUGGGCUCUGCCCACAGGAAUGGCCCCUCCAGUGCCCAGGGCAGGCGGGCGACCGCGGACGCUGCUGGCAAAGCCACGGCCUACGGCGGCACCGGGGCUGACGCCAAGUACAAGGGGCAGAACGGGGACUUCUCGCCCGCCAGCGUGCUGGCAGCCAGCAGGCCUGUCCACGGCACCUCGCACUACGGGCCCCCCUCCAACACCUUCACGGUCCGGCCCGGGACGCGCCAGCCCAUCUCCUACAGCUACCAGAGCCACCGGUAGAGCCGGGGCUGCCCCGCCGGCGGGAAGGUGCCCGGGUUGGUCCUUCCCUUCUCCACGGGCGCCAGGGACGGUCCGACCCAGCCUGAAAAUGCACUUGCUUGAAACUGCUGAUGGAGAAGGUGGGGAAUGAGCCUGAGACUUGGACUUUUCUCACAGGACUGUCAUGGAGAGUAGUUACUGAAGAGGGCAGGCUGCUGCCUUGUUACCUGAGCAAACGUGGCUUCCCUUUUUCCCAUUUCCCUCCUGGAUUAUUUUCAGCCUGAUAGGCCACCUAGGAAAGCCAAAGAGCAUCCUCAGCUCUCUUUAAAGAGCAUCACCACUGGCAAGAUUGAUUUCAGUUUGGUUUUUAAUUGGUUUAACUCCAGCACGUUUGGGAGCAGGGAGAAACCAGCUGAGAGAUGAGCACAAUGGAAGCAAAGCAGUGUGUAGCUGAAUGUCAGGGAUUAAAAUAACAGUGUGAGGCCAGUGGGAUAGGAGGAGAGUUUAGGAUGCCUAGAUCCUGACCCUUUCUGUCCUUCAAGAGUUUGGAACAAAUCAAUUCUGCCUUAAACCCGGCUCUGGGCAGUCAGUGCCUGUCCUGCUGAGCUGGGCUCUGACCCUUCUCCAGGAGCAGCUUUGGGAGCAGGGGCCUUGCUUUGCUGUGCCUUUAAAUGUAAAUGUUGGCCACUGUAAAUGUUUCUGUUGGUAAUUAUUCCUCGUGGGAGGAGGCUGUGAGGCCUGCCUGGAUGGCUGUAAAGCACUUUGGAGGACAUGGGGCAAUCCUUUUCCUUGGGCUGGUGGGUGCCAGCGACUCGCCCAGCUGCUGUGCUGCUGGUGCUCCCCCUGAGGGCUCUCUUGCCACUUCACACCCGGGUGACUCCCAAAGUGUCCUUGUUAACUGUUCUACUGACACUUGGCUCCCAGACCAGCAGCUGAAUUUCAGUGGGACUGUGUUGAUCCUGGUGGGGUGUGGGGUGUCUGCAGGGACACCCCAAAGGAGCUGGCUCCUGCUGUUCCCCUCAGUGCUUUUCCAGGUGCUGGAUGUGCAGAGCUGCCCCUGCUUCCCUCUGAGCAGCUGCUGGUGCCUCUGCAGGGGUGGGAGCUGUGAGCAGCCUUCAAGAGGGUUUCAGCCUCCAGAGUGAGCAGUGGGGUCUCAACACAGCUGACCUGAUUUGGGAAUAGCCAACCUCCUAAAACUAGACACAGAGAAUCUUCCUCCUAGGUAAACUUGCUGAAAUCACUGUAAGAUAACUGUAAAAACUUGUAGAGAGUAUUUUCUGAUCACUGACAAACUAAAAGCACUUUGAGACAUGAGUCUGUUUUUAUGGAAAGCACUUUCUGUUUUCAAUGCUAUAAAUACCACUGGUUCCACUCCAGCUUACCCUGCCUGGCACACACCUGGAUGUGGCCUGCAAGAAGAUCUUGCUCUACAAUUCAGCUCAAAAUCAGGGAUAAGUUUGCCUUCACAGUGGAAUUCUCAAAAGCUAUCUUGAUAUUGAAGUCAUGUCACUGACAUUCUAUGUUUUGUAUUAUUUCCAGCUUUACCUAGUAAUUUAACAGCCCUUUCAGCAGCAGCUUAAAGUAUUCUGAACUUUACUUUGCUGUGAAUAAAUGAAAAUGCAAAUACAGUAAUCAGUCUAAUGGCUAAUUCAAAGGGCAUUUUUAUGCCAGUAAGUCACGGUGACUUGGAAGAUUUCCAUUGCUCAACCCAGCCAAUAUUGAAAUAAUAGGCUUUAAAUAUUUGGGUGUUGGUUUUAAAAAAAUAUUUAUGGAGAAAAGUGACUAUGGAGUAACUCUAAGGACAUUUAAGUGUGCCAAGUGUCUUGUGGAUUACCACCUGCCCCAAAACAUGGAAUUUUCUCUGUGCAAAGAGCAUCCUGAGCACUCUCAUUCAUCUGUAGAAGCAAAUCCGUGCUCCUCCUUGAGGGGCUUCACGGUCAUGUUUUGAUAUUGGAUGAAGUUUCACCAGUUUAACUUGAAAGCAAACAAAGAAGUCCCUUUGAUAAAAUUGCAAGUUAUUUUUUUUUUCUUCUGAUAUUUUAUUUUCAAAAUAAUAAGCUAUAAUUGCAAAUGAGCUCUCAAAAACAGUUUAAAGGCUGGGUGGGCAAUUUCAGCUUUUGAUACUGACUUUGCCCAAAAGUGGGGAGGGCAGGGGCAUAUGUGCAAUUUUCCACCUCAAGGAUUCUUCCAAACUGGAAUCUCUCCAACACAUGUUUGUUUUUCUUCUUUUUAGACAAAAAAAAAGUGACACUCCAAUAUUGGCACUUGCUUUAAAUGUCACAUUUACUACUUCACCCAGACACACAAUUCAUGUGUAGUUGAAAUACGGUCUUAGACACCAUGGAGUGUCUCAUUUCUAGAAGACAUAAUUGUCUUUAUUUACUAUUAGAAGUGUGAUAACAUAAGUCAGCUUUAUAAAACAUCAGACAAUGGGACUCAUUUCAAGAAUAGCCUCAUAAAACCUGGGCAGAAGAAGCCUCAUGGUACAAAUAACUGACAGCAGCUGCGCUCCUUUCACCGACGGUUCCUGUCUCGUUGUGUCUGAGCUCAGAGCUGUUCAGCUGGCCCUGGACAUUGCUGAAAGAGAAGUGGCCAAAGCUCUGCCUUUACACUGAUUUAUAGAUGGUAGCCAAUGCUCUGUGGGGUUGGCUGGAAAGGUGGGAAAAGGCAACAUAGAGGAAAACCACUCUGGGCUUCUGGUGAGUGGAAAGACAUUGGCACUCAGGUAGAGAAGCUGCCUGUGAAAGUUCUUCAUGUGGAUGCCCAUGCACCAAAACAACGAGCAGGUAGCUCAGAUAGAGGUGUCACAGACAGACUUAGAUUGGCAACACAAGGGAGAAUUGUUCUGGCCUCAGGUCAUCAGGGUAGAGACCAAGGGGUGGAUCUAACCAUGGACAGUAUUUCUCAGGUUAUCCUUGACUGUGAGACAUGUGCUGCCAUCAAGCCAAGCGGGUGAAGCCCCUCUGCUACGAGGGGCUGGGGUCCAAAUAUAAGCUCGGGGAGUCCUGGCAGACUGACUGCAUCACACUGCCCCAGGCACGGCAGCAAGCGCUGUGUGCUGACCGUUGUGGAAGCCACCACCGGGUGCUUGGAGAGCUACCCUGUGCCUCACACCACUGCCCAGAAUCAUUGCAUUGCAUUGCAUUGAAUUGCCUUGAAUUAUUAUUGCAUUAUUGCAUUGCAUUGAAUUAGUGCAUUAUUGCAUUGCCCUCCCUAGCGCCCCCUGCUGGCCGCUGCCGCUCCCCGGAACCUUUCUGCCCGGAACCUUCUGCGCGGCCGCGGGGCUCACCCGGCCUGGUUCCCGCUGGGAUAGUGGGAGCACCACGGGAAUCCUGCCAGAAUAGUGGGAACUGGGAACACCGCUGGGACGGUGUUCUCCAAUUGUCCCUGUCCUGCGGGGAGCUUGGCGCGGCACUGCUCUUCAAUAAACACAACAGCCACAA
Molecule: messenger RNA, 6782 nt
Organism: Oenanthe melanoleuca
Lineage: Eukaryota; Metazoa; Chordata; Aves; Passeriformes; Muscicapidae
Gene: C26H6orf132
Product: chromosome 26 C6orf132 homolog
Exons: 5
Coding region: 106-3360 (1084 amino acids)
Source: RefSeq, a predicted model, not a curated record